ACGGUGACACAAAUACGAAAUGUAAAAGAAUUCUCAAACCUUAACUAAAUAAAUCAAGUAAAAGUCGACCAAGUACGCUUCAAUGCAAUAAAUACACAAAAGCAAAAUCGAAACACUUAAUACAACAUCACUUUAACUGGAGUAGAUACAAUUAAAGUGUAAACAGUAGUUUUGAUGCGUAGUUUACGAUCAAAACAGUUGAUUAACUCAACGAGAAACAAUACCACUGUCCUUUUUAGAUAGCGCGCUUGAAUUACCGGAAUUCUCUACCGGAAUACGUAGUAUCAGUAUCUCCUGUUGAUGUAUUUGAAACGAGAUUGAACUUCCACAGUGCAACAAAGUGCAAGGAUUAAUACAGGUCUAUAGACCUCCUAUCCUUAUUACUAAAGAAUGGAUCUAACGCGGUCUGUUUCACUGGAAAGUUACACUACCAUAUGGCCAAAAGACGGGCCGAUAUUGAGUUGAAUCAAGAUAACUGGGAUGAUGAUUUAAGAGCUACUACUAAAGGAAACUUCGAUAAAGCAGACAAGGACAUUAUUUCACAAAGAAAAAUUUUGACAGCACGUACUAACAGAACAUCUAAUGGAACGUCUGGACUAUUUAAAUCAUUUACCGCUUUUUCUGACUGCUCAAGUGGAAAACCAGUAUCAUUCGAUUUCGGACUCAAACAUUCAAGUGUUAAAGAGAAUGGACAUAAGGAUGAAGAGACUGAGUAUCUUGAACACCUACAAACUCUCAAUCAGAGCUUACUCGAUUGGAUUACAAAACACAUUAAAGAAGACCCAUUUUGUAUUCUCAGCCCGAUAUUCUCCGAUUACGACAAACAUUUAUCGGGAAUCAACUCUAAAUUUCCCAAACAAUCAUUAGUAGGUGCGAUUCCACUACCGGAGAAAAAAGAAGCCAGCAGUCACUUAAUUGCCAAAACAUCCAAAGUUAUUGAGACUCCGGUCAAAAGUGCACCAAAUCCCGUUUUCUUUUUUGGCAACUCCAUACCAAAACCCACACCUAUAUCCUCCGGCUCUUCGACUGAUUCUACAGAUAAGAAACCUAUAUUUUCGUUUGGGUUGCCGCCUAUCACAACAACUAGUACUAAUUUCACUCAGUCGCUUUUUCAGUUUCCCAGCGUCUCUAGUUUCUCACAAAAACCUGUGAAUCUCGAUCCUAAACAGAACACUGGUAAUCAACAAGGGGAUGAUGACGACGAGGAAUAUAUUCCUCCCAAACCAGAGGUUAAAGAUUUCAAAGAAGAUGGAUCGGUUUUCACUACAAGGUGUAAAUUAUUUUACAAAGCGGAUAAUGAGUGGAAAGAGCGUGGACUUGGAAAUUUAUUCAUCAAACCAACGACAAACGAUAAAUUUCAAUUACUCAUCCGAGCUGAUACUAAUCUCGGCAAUAUAUUGCUAAAUAUACUGGUUACAAAAGAUGUGCCUAUUAAACAACAGAAAAAUAACUUGACUUUAGUUUGUAUCCCUUCACCACCUUUACCAUCCCAGGCUAAAUCAUCCCUUACCAACGAAGAAGAUAAUGGGCAACCAAAACCAGUUCCAAUGUUGAUACGUGUGAAAACUGAAGAGGGAGCUACAGAGUUACUAAGUCAAAUGGAUUUGCACAGGGGUGUCUCAGCAAAGUCAUAAUAUUGAGAUGAGUUUUUCCCAUUGUUUCUGUCUACCUCUUAUUGACUGAAAAUUAUGUUUCGUGUUCUGAAGAUUACAAUCAAUUUUUUUCGAAAAAGAUCGUUUUGGAAGUAACUUUUGUUUUUAUGUGAACUACAUUGUAAAAAAAAUUGUUGUGGACUUUUUUGAUGAAAUAAGGGUUUUGACUGUUA
Molecule: messenger RNA, 1825 nt
Organism: Schistosoma margrebowiei
Lineage: Eukaryota; Metazoa; Platyhelminthes; Trematoda; Strigeidida; Schistosomatidae
Source: the annotation of a GenBank genome assembly